Messenger RNA from Penicillium verhagenii, 1911 nucleotides. Its product is annotated as alpha-L-arabinofuranosidase A. The record is from RefSeq and is a predicted model, not a curated record. Bases 1 to 1911 code for a protein of 636 amino acids. Lineage: Eukaryota; Fungi; Ascomycota; Eurotiomycetes; Eurotiales; Aspergillaceae. Gene Ontology annotation, biological process: L-arabinose metabolic process. The transcript is spliced from 8 exons. Gene Ontology annotation, molecular function: alpha-L-arabinofuranosidase activity.
AUGUUACUUGAAUACCUGCUGUUGCCGUUGCUGGCAUCUUGCAGCGCGGCAUAUACCAUUUCGGUUGCAAAGUCUGGUGGCAAUUUUACCACCAGCACUCAAUAUGGUGUCAUGGAAGAGGAAAUCAACCAUGGUGGUGAAGGAGGUUUGUAUGCAGAGCUGAUCCGCAACCGAGCCUUCCAAGGAAGCUCACUCUACCCAUCGAGCCUGGAAGCCUGGACUGCUGUUGGAGAAUCAACUUUGGCUCUUCAAAACCUCAGCAACCCACUGUCAUCUGCUCUCCCAACAUCGGUCAAGGUAUCUGGAAAAGGAAUCAUUGGCCUGACCAAUGAGGGAUGGUGGGGAAUUGAUGUGCGGCCUCAAAAAUAUUCUGGAACAUUCUACGUGAAGGGGUCCUACAAGGGUUCUUUCACGGCAUCCCUCAAGUCCGACACUACUGGAAAGACUCUGGCUAGCGUUGAGGUGACCUCUAAGAGUGUUGCAAAUGCAUGGGUCCAGCAUGAGUUCACACUCACGCCUAAGUCAAAGGCUGCCAACAGCAACAAUACGUUCUCCUUGACGUUUGAUGCCUCAAAAGCCUCUGGUGGAUCUCUUGAUUUCAAUUUGAUCAGCCUGUUCCCACCCACGUGGAAUAAUCGACCCAAUGGCUUGCGAACUGAUCUCAUGCAAGCUAUGAGUGACAUGGGUCCGACUUUCCUUCGUUUCCCAGGUGGAAAUAACCUUGAAGGAGAGACAAUUGACACUCGUUGGAAGUGGAACGAAACACUUGGGCCUCUCAAGGACCGCCCUGGCCGUCCUACCACCUGGGGCUAUGAAGAAACGGGCGGAAUGGGACUUAUCGAGUACAUGCAAUGGUGUGACGAUCUGAGCAUGGAACCUAUUCUCGCCGUCUGGGAUGGACUCGCCUUGAAUGAAGACAUCGUAUCCGAGGCCGAUAUUGGAAUCUACGUUGAAGAUGCACUCAACGAGAUUGAAUUUCUUACCGGCUCAGUCGACACCGAGUAUGGUGCUCUUCGGGCGAAAUACGGAUACCCCGACCCGUGGACUGUCAAUUUUGUCGAGGUCGGCAAUGAGGACCACCUCAAUAACGGCUUGGAUUCCUAUAUUGCAUACCGUUUUGCCGCAUUCUACGAUGCUAUCACGGAAAAAUAUCCCCACAUUCAGGUCCUUGCCUCGACCAUUGAACUGACACUGCCUGGCUCUGCUGGUGGCGAUUUCCAUCUGUAUGAUAUUCCGGAUAACUUUGUCAAGGCCUUUAACCAGUUUGAUCAGUACACCGACGCGCAUCGAAUCCUCCUGGGCGAGAUUGCCGCUACCGAAUUCAACAACGGCGUCGGUAUUGACUGGUCUGACAUCAAUUUCUCACUAUAUCCGUGGUGGAUCGCCUCGGUUGCCGAAGCUGUUUUCAUGUUGGGAGCUGAGCGAAAUGCGGACAAGAUCAUUGGAACGACUUACGCACCCUACUUUAUGAAUAUCAACUCGUACGAGUGGAGUCCGACUAUGUACGCUUUCAAUGCCGAUCCAGAUGACACCGCUCGGUCUACCAGCUGGCAUGUCUACAGUCUCUUCAGCCAUAGUCAUAUUACCAACACCUUACCUACGACGUCAGCUGAUGCCUAUGGUCCGCUUUACUGGGUUGCUGGUUUGAACAACAAGACCAGCUCGCACAUUUGGAAGGGAGCUGUGUACAAUAGCACCGAGAAUGUCCCCGUCUCGCUGACGUUUGAAGGUGUCGCAAAGGGCACAAAGGCUGACUUGACUAUCUUGACGGCUCCCAAUGCUUUCUCGAUGAAUGGAGUUGCGGAGACUAACAUUGUGAAUUCCAAGACGGAAACUAUCCAGGCAGGAAAGAGUGGGGUGUUCAGCUUCAGCUUGCCCAAUUUGAGCGUUGCAGUGCUCACUACCCACUGA